GAGUAUGCAUUCAAGAUUGAGAUUGAUACGCACGACAUUGUGGCUAUUGCUGUUUGUUUACUAGUUGGCAUCUCACACAUCUAUAAACGUCACUGGAUCACGAACAAUAUACUAGGAAUAGCAUUCUCCAUCUAUGGUAUUGAGAAUCUUCAUCUGAGUAGUUUCAAGGCAGGAUCUCUUCUUCUCGCCGGUCUAUUUAUCUAUGAUAUCUUCUGGGUCUUUGGUACUGAUGUCAUGACUUCUGUUGCCAAGGGAAUUGACGCACCCAUUCUUUUACAAUUUCCACAGGAUCUUCUUAGGCACGGAUGGAAAGAUGCCGCUAAGCACAGCAUGCUAGGUCUGGGAGAUAUAGUCAUACCUGGCAUAUUUAUUGCUCUCUUAAGGAGAUUUGAUUUGAGGAUCACUGAGAACUCGGGACAGAAUAAGGGAGGGCGGUACUAUUUCAUGGUUACGAUAACUGCAUACGCUGUCGGUCUUCUCAUUACUAUGCUUGUCAUGCAUCAUUUCAAAGCUGCGCAGCCUGCUUUGUUAUACUUGGUUCCAUGUUGUCUAAUCGUACCACUUUUGCUGGCUACAAUCAGAGGAGAGGUGAAGGUAUGUUGAUG
Cylicostephanus goldi is the source of this 605-nucleotide messenger RNA. Lineage: Eukaryota; Metazoa; Nematoda; Chromadorea; Rhabditida; Strongylidae. The record is from the annotation of a GenBank genome assembly.